AUGGAUCUUUAUGUAUCUAGAUGUUAUCGGAAUGGGGUGGGUUGUAGGAGGGGGGGGGGGUGGGGGGGGGGGGUAAAAUGGUGGGGGGGGGGGGGUGAAAAUAUAGAUGUUUUUAGGGGGGGGGGGGGGGGUUUUAGGAGGGGGGGGGGGGGGGGGGGGGGGGGGGGGGUGGGGUGGGACCAAGGAAAUGAUGAGGUGAUGAUGAGAACCGAGCAGGCCUAUGAUAACGGGGGGGGAAAACAUAACGACACAAAAAUGACGGAAUCGGCCUAA
Molecule: messenger RNA, 273 nt
Organism: Dicrocoelium dendriticum
Lineage: Eukaryota; Metazoa; Platyhelminthes; Trematoda; Plagiorchiida; Dicrocoeliidae
Source: the annotation of a GenBank genome assembly